AUGUUAGCGGAGAAGGACGAGUGUACCACCAUUACCUGGCGCAUUGGGCAGAGGCAAGCAAUACCUCCAGCUAUUCCUCCACUCCCUCCACAACUUGCCAGGCCGGCACCUCAGCCCGAGGCCACCGCGCAGCCGACACAAUUUCCUCCGAAACUACCACCGAAACCCGGAAAGCCGACUGAGUCGCAAAAUCAUCCUAUACCACCGGUUCCCGGGAAAUACAGCCAGCCACCACCUCUUCCUCCGUUAGCCGAUGGAUAUCAUGACCCAAGAAGGACUCCUGCGCGGCAACCGCCGCUACCUAACCAACGCCAUGAGCUAAACCGUCCGUCACACCAAACUAGCAGCUCGGCCGCAUUCCCAGUAUCAAGUCAGCUCGAGCACGGACAUGGUCCAUUUUAUAGGUAUCAGCAAGAAGGCGUUGGCCCUGUAAGCCCAAUCACUCAGGCUGGAACACCACAUCCACCGAUCUCCCAAACUUCAUAUCGACCACCUCAAUUCGUUCAGCCUGCUCCCCUGCAUCCCCCACAACCUCACAUCCAGGCGAUUCCACAUGAUCGACACCCUUCUCACUCGCAGCACCCUCAGCAGGCAAUGCUGAGCCACCCGGAAUCCGCCCGUCGAAAACAACCUACUCCGGACCUUCUCACCUCGCCUUUUGACCUCGAACUUCCAUCCCAAACCAUUAUAGCUGCGCCGCCACCGAUUCCACCAAACCCAGAGAAGGACUUUCUCUUGAAAACACUAUCCCAGACCCUUACACAAACCUUGCACGAUAAUAUCAACAGAACCAAGUCCGGCAUCCAACCACUCAAUUCCCAAUCCCAAGCCCUGCACGCAGCCGCUGCUACCCUAAAAUCAGAAAUCGCCUCCCUAAACACCCUACAUACAACUCUACAAUCUAACACAUCCAUCCUCCAACAGUCUCUUCACCGUGCCGAUGGUGUCAUCGCCGAUGCACGCGCCCGUAUUACCGCGUCACCGGCUCCCCCAGGCCCAUCGAUAGAACAGCAACCAGCUGCGAGCCGCUCCCCUUCAGGCCUUCCUUCCAUUGAUGAAAUUCUCGUUCCUCCUACCGUAGUCGGGAAACAGAUAUACGAUCUCGUUACCGAUGAACGUGGGAUUGAGCGGGCGAUCUACGCGCUGCAGACUGGGCUGGUCAAGGGCCGGGUUGGGCUGGAUACAUGGGCGAAAUUGACAAGGAGCUUGGCGCGGGAAGCGUUUUUGAAGAAGGUAUUGAUCAGAAAAGCUGGGGUUGGGAUGGGUUUGAGUGUUGAUUGA
Uncinocarpus reesii 1704 is the source of this 1281-nucleotide messenger RNA. RefSeq lists its product as uncharacterized. Gene Ontology annotation, biological process: endosome to lysosome transport. The record is from RefSeq and is a predicted model, not a curated record. The transcript is spliced from 2 exons. Gene Ontology annotation, cellular component: ESCRT I complex. Gene Ontology annotation, molecular function: ubiquitin binding. Bases 1 to 1281 code for a protein of 426 amino acids. NCBI's taxonomy places the organism in Eukaryota, Fungi, Ascomycota, Eurotiomycetes, Onygenales, Onygenaceae.